CUGCAGUCUUCCUGCUUUAUGUCGUGGGUCUCGCUUUGCACCUACCAUGGAUAGACACCACCGGAGUUGCUGAUGGCGAGUGCUGAGUACAAGCACUCCAUCCUCUGGCGGGGAGAGGACCCAACACAAAGCAGAUUCAAGCCAGCUUAUGAUGGGACCAAGAAAGUUGCGAGGUAUCGCCGAGGACAGGUUCCAGAAUGGGCGGAAGAAGGAAAGAAGACUGAGAAGAAGAAAAGAGAAGAGCCAGAGGAGGACCUGAAGAAGGCUUCCAAACGGCGGCGCCAAGCGGCGGCAGUGAUUCUGGAGAGCAAGGCUUCAGACAGCGCCAGCAGCAGAUUGGCUCGCCUGCAGCGUUCCGAAGCUGCGCCGGCCACUGAAACAGGCACCCAGAGGCUCUUACGACAUCGUCGUGUUGAAGAAGCCGUCAUCCUUGAAAAGGAAGACGAAGAUGAAGAAGAUGAGAUCGAGAAGAAGGAGGUCUUUAAAGAGGAACUGGACAUGGAUCUGAAGCCUACAGCACUGGCUGAUGCCAGUUUUGACCUCGGGGCGGAGGAUGAGGAUUUAGAGAUCCAACAAAUCCGUCGGGAAAGGCUUCGAGAAAGAGCCCUGUCCAAGCGAAAGAUCGAGGAGGACGUCCUCAAGGCAGAACUUGAAGAUGAGCAGGAGGAGGUUCCUGAUGAGGAGAGUGAAUACGAGUCUGAAUCAGAUGAGGAUGAUAGGCGUGGGCCUCUGAUGAAGCCAGUUUUCGUCUCCAAGGCGAACAGAGAAACAGUGCGAGAAAAGGAAAUGAUUGAAAAGGAGGAAGAGGAUGCUCGCAGAAAAAAAGAAGUUCGCGCACUUGAGAGAAAGGCGGAGUCAAAGGUCCUGGUCAUCGACAAGAUUCAGGAAGAAGCUGAGGCGGAACGCUUAGCGGGAGAGGAAGAUGAUCGAUCAGACAUCGAACUUAUGGAUGACGAUGAUGAGAAGAAUGAAGCAGAAGAGUACGAGCUCUGGAAAAUCCGCGAGCUGAAGCGGAUCAAGCGAGACAAGGAGGAGCGCUUGCAACGGCAAAAGGAGAUCGAGUUCGUGCUCAAGCGAAGACAAAUGACAGAUGAAGAGCGGGCCAAAGAUGAUGCCAGGCUUGACGCUGCGAAUCCUAAGAGGGCGGAGGUGAAGCAGUUCAACUUCUUACAGAAGUACUAUCACCGCGGUGGUUUCUUCCAGGACAAAGCAGUAUCUGGUGAAGAAGCGCUCUAUCUUCGGGAUUAUCACGAACCUCUUGAGGAAGAGAAGUAUGACAAGCAGCUUUUGCCCAAAGCCAUGCAGUUGAGGAGAGGUGAGUUUGGCAAAAAGGGCCAGGUCAAACACUCACAUCUCACCGAUGUGGACACCACAGAUAUGUCAGCGGCAUGGGCCCAAAGCUCCAAAGUCGUUCAGAGGUACCAGGAAAAGAUGGCAGCAGCCAAAGGCGUCGGAAACUUCGAACGUCCGUCAAUGAAGAGCAGGGGGGAGGCCUAACCGCCGCGGCUCUGGGGCGGAUGGCGCCGCGCAACGUGGAAAAACAA
Messenger RNA from Cladocopium goreaui, 1544 nucleotides. Lineage: Eukaryota; Dinophyceae; Suessiales; Symbiodiniaceae. The record is from the annotation of a GenBank genome assembly.